Prunus persica (peach) is the source of this 1304-nucleotide messenger RNA. RefSeq lists its product as uncharacterized. The record is from RefSeq and is a predicted model, not a curated record. NCBI's taxonomy places the organism in Eukaryota, Viridiplantae, Streptophyta, Magnoliopsida, Rosales, Rosaceae. The transcript has 2 exons. The coding region runs from base 118 to 873 and encodes 251 amino acids.
AAACAAUGAAUAAAGUAGCCGUUGGGAGCCUUGCUCUAUAAAAAGGAGGUAAGAGGAACAGAGCUAAGUUCAAGAUAUUCCCCAAGGUCAAGACAUCAGAAAAGCUGCAAUCUGGCUAUGGAGGCUGUUGUUGUAGACCAGUCAAUCUCUGCCUGCAAGCAGAUUAAAAUGAUCAGAACAACCCCAAGAUCCUCUGAAAAUCUUGCUCCCAUAAAUUACAACAUCCAUGGGGGUCUCUUGCAGGCUCCUUCACCUUCUCUCUCAUUUUCAUAUAACCCUCCAGCUUCUCUCUACAAUCAAUAUCGGUACCAGCAACUUCAACACGUACAGAGGCAGCAGCAACAACACCCACCUCUCCUUCCUCUGCCGGUUCCAAACAGACCUCCUCAUCAUCACCAGUCUCUGCCAUCUCUCCCAUCUCGUACCCGAGGCCUCUCUCGCCCUCCCACCACCAGAAAGGCCAACAACGCCAGAAGCCAAUCUCUCACACCCAAGAAACCAAAAUCAAAGCCCUCUAAGAAAGAAGAAGCUAAGCAAAUAUCUGACUGCUUGAUCAUUGCUUCCACCAACCGUUUGGGACCCGACCCGAAUGAUCUUCCCAAAGAUGUCACUAAGGUUUUGAUGACAUCAUCAUCAUCAUCAUCAUCUUCCUCUUCAUCAUCAAUUGGUAAUAUGAGUGAUCUUAGUGGUGGUGGUGUUGGUGUGGGAGAUAUGGAUAAGUUUUCAGGUUCCAUUUUCACUCUCUCGCCACCUCCGAGUAGUUUGCCUCUCCCAAGGUUUUCUCUGCAGCGAAGGCUCAGUCGCAACGCUGAAGCUGCAGGGAUCGACGCAGGAGCAACGGACAAUCUCCGCCGUCUGUUACGUCUCCGCUGAACGGCUGAAGUUGUUGUUUGGUUUAGUACGUAGUGGUUUUGGUGGUGGUACCCAUGGUUUGUUUUGUUUGUAGGUUGGUGUCUUUUGUGUAAAUAAAGGCUUCGUGGAGGGUGAUAGUAUCAUGAAAUCUCUCUCCUCCCUUCUCCUUCCUUCUCCUUGAGGAAAUUUGUGAUCACCACCUGUGUUUUUGAUUGGGUGCACAAAAAAAAAAAAAAACUUCAAGGAUGUUUUUUUUCUCUUUUAAUUUGUUUGUCGUUUUGUUGGUCAAUCUCGUAAUAAUGUAAUUUAUGACUAAGAGAAUGGUUUUAGUUUUUGAUUUAUAAGUUAUAUAACCUAUACAAUUGUUCUGAGUAUUGUAAUUUGUAUUUAUUCCCAAGGAAAUAAUUGUAAUUUGUAUUUGUUCCCAAGGAAAUACAAAAACUCUUGCAGUA